AUGAAACGUGGAUCUGUGAUCGGAAAUAUCGCUAAGGAUGUUGGACUUGAUUUGAGCAGAUUGUCCGCUCGCAGGGCGCGCGUGGACUCCGAGGACAACGGAGUCCAGUUCUGCAGUGUGAACCUCAACACGGGAGAGCUGCUUGUUCAGGAGAGGAUUGACAGAGAGGGCCUUUGUGCGAAGAAGACUUCAUGUAUUCUGAAACAGGAGCUUGUGCUGGAAAACCCUUUAGAGCUGCAUCGCUUUUACCAUCCGCGUGCAAGACAUCAACGACAACGCACCUCAAUUUAA
Molecule: messenger RNA, 291 nt
Organism: Knipowitschia caucasica
Lineage: Eukaryota; Metazoa; Chordata; Actinopteri; Gobiiformes; Gobiidae
Source: the annotation of a GenBank genome assembly